This is a messenger RNA of Plenodomus lingam JN3, 1584 nucleotides long. The record is from RefSeq and is a predicted model, not a curated record. Lineage: Eukaryota; Fungi; Ascomycota; Dothideomycetes; Pleosporales; Leptosphaeriaceae.
AUGGAUCAUGAUAUCAACCCCGACGCGCAUGAACCACCCAAACCAAACCCCACAGAGGUGGAACCGCUACUGGGACGACAACUUUCGUCAGCAUCAGCAUCAACCCAUUCACUAGCCAAGCAGCUUACGACGCGACAUGCAUUUGCUGUGCUGGUCACCUUGCAGAUAGGCUCGGGCAUCUUCGCCUCGCCUGCCCAGGUCGACAGCAAUGUUCCCUCACCCGGUGCCGCUCUUCUUGUAUGGGUUUUGGGGGGACUCCUGUCUUGGGCGGGAGCUGCAUCGUUCGCUGAGCUAGGUGCAGCAUUGCCCCUCAAUGGCGGCAUGCAGGAGUACCUACGCCAUGUGUUUGGAGAUACCGUUGCCUUCCAGAUGGCAUGGGUCUACAUCAUGGCCGUAAAACCCUCAUCAAUGGCUAUUCAGAGUAUCGUGAUAGCAGAGUCCAUUGGAUCCAUUACUUCCAUCAAUGGUCCUGGCGCACUCAAACUCAUCGCCGCGCUAGCUUUGAUCUCCAUGGUCCUUCUCAAUUCUAUAAACACAAAGUUCACCUUGAAACUGAGCGAGUCAUUCACCGUGUUCAAAUUGUCAACCGUUGGACUACUUGUCAUGGGUGGCCUCAUCGCGGUUGUUGCCCAUCUAGUCAAUCCGAGCUCACCACUGUCUGGCUCAAGUGACUGGUACUCCAAGGGAUGGUUUGAGACUCGUCCCACGGUGUCUGAGGGUCACACAAUCGACUGGGCAUCAAUGGGUGCCUGGGAUCGCUAUGGCCAUUAUUGCGCAGCCAUAUAUGGAGGUCUGUGGGCUUAUGACGGUUGGGACAAUGUGAGUGUCCUCCAUUAUCUCGAUAUUUAUCUUGUGUUCCAUCCUUAUAUAUCUUUGCAGGCCAACGUCGUUGCGAGCGAAAUCCGUGAUCCAGGUCGGGCGCUUCCCAAAGCUAUCAAAGCCGCCAUGGUGGUGGUAUUGUCCUCGUUCGAGCUUGUCAAUAUUGCAUAUUACAUUCUAGUUCCUUGGACUAAGAUAAGCAGCAACAACGCAGUAGCGGUAUCUGCAGCGACUUCACUUCUAGGUCGACCCGCUGGUAUCGUCGUCACGAUUCUUGUCGCCAUCUCAUGUGCUGGGUCUAUCACAAGCAACGUCUUCUCAGUAGGCAGACUAACAAUGGCUGCAUCACAACGGCAUUAUCUUCCAGCGUUCUUCAGUAAGCGUGGGCUCCCGACACGGAGACGAACACAAGAUAGUGAUGACCAGUCACUUUCGGGUCUCGAUGCGCCGUUAUAUGCGAAUCUACUCGCUCUGGUCGUAACGCUCAUCUACAUCAUUACUGGUAGUUUUAGAGCAUUACUCACCUUCGUCGGUAUGGCGGAAUGGGUCUUCUAUGUGUCCACAGUCAUCGGUCUUCUGAUCCUUCGUCGACGAGAGCCACAGCUUGAACGGCCAUAUCGGCCUGCUACUGUACUGCCUAUUACAUUCGUAGUAGUUGGGUCUUUGGUUAUCAUUCGCUCCGCCUUGUUUGCACCCGUACAAAGUGGUAUCCUUGCAGCACUAUUGAUAGUCGGCGCUUUGGUCAGCCAGCUACCCACAAGAUGA